Ilyonectria robusta is the source of this 1588-nucleotide messenger RNA. RefSeq lists its product as uncharacterized. The transcript is spliced from 7 exons. The coding region runs from base 105 to 1439 and encodes 444 amino acids. NCBI's taxonomy places the organism in Eukaryota, Fungi, Ascomycota, Sordariomycetes, Hypocreales, Nectriaceae. The record is from RefSeq and is a predicted model, not a curated record.
CAGCUUUCGGUUGUUCUGAGACUUGUGUUAUCAACUAACAAUUGCCUGACUUUCUCCAUUUAACCGAUUAGUGUAUCAGAAAGUGUAUCAGAAAUCGUCCGGAAAUGACUGCCAGACGGCCACCAUUUUCAGUCGCCGGGGGUGUCAAGCCUUGGAUACAAAAGUUCAAUAUCACUUCUUCAAAGGAUACUUUUCUGAACCAGUUUGUUGGCACAUCCGAUGCAAGAAUAGUUGAGAUAAGCGAAGUAUCUGGUGGAGGCGACGCCACGUAUGUCUCUACAUCACUCGGCUCCAAUCACGCCAAAGACUGGCCAGACCUCACCAAGUUCAUUGAACUUCCCCAGUCCGGUAGACCUCGAGGCAUUCUCAGAUUAGCGAUCAUACCGUUCAAUACCAAGGAUGAAAACCUUCCACCAUUGUCGUGGAAUGGAUUUCAGCAACACCUCGACCUUUUGCAUCUACGGAAAUCCUACUUGUACGAUGAAAACAUGCAGACCCCUCCCAGUUGGUUUGAGGUCCCCCUAGAAGGAGGUUUAAAAGGGUUCAUGUUGAAGCCGGAGCGGUGGGACUCAAAUCUUGCCAACUUCAGUCUCUCUGCUGCCUACUGUCCAGCUUCAAGGACGACGAAUGUCGUAGCGCGUAUGCUCCACAAAGCCGACGUGGAGCAUCUUCUUCCGCGACUGCAGAAGCUUAGAUCAAUUGCUUGGCAUCCUUUUCUCGUACCGCUCAUUUUGAUGGAACGACGAAUGGAAGCAACUGCAAAGGAGCUGAUAUCCGUCAAAGACUCCCUUUACGCAGUGGAGAGGAGAAUAGGAACUCACAAGAACUACCAUGGCAGGAAGCAUCACAAAAAGCUCCAUUAUCAUGAUUACGGUGACAAGGUCUGGGAGCAAAGAAACGAAGAUGAUAUUGCAUUCGAAACUGCUCCUGGUACUUUGACUUCCAUCGUUUCUGAAUGCGCCAUGUUUGAAGCCAAGUGUCUUAUCAAUGAGGACAUCCUCGAUUGGCUUCAUGGACUAAACGCGACUCUCUGCGAACCCGACAUUAAUGCGGAACUUUCGGCCGUAUCAGCCGAUUCGAUCCGACUGAAGAUCUCAACCAUGAAAAUGUGGUGUGGCAACAACCGAACUCGAAGUUCCUACCUUGCAAAGAGAGCAGAAGCGCAGAUGCAAGCCUGCUUCAACCUCAUGGCCCAGCGUGAUAAUGCGCUGAAUCUAAAAACGACCGAGGCAGCGAUUCGUGAUAGCUCCGAUAUGAGGGCAAUCGCCUGGGUUACCCUUGCUUUCCUGCCAGCGACAUUUGUGGCGACUUUCUUCAGCACGUCCUUUUUCAGCUUUGGGCAAGACGGGCGCAGGGUUUCUGAUUUAGUUUGGAUAUAUUGUGUAGUUUCUCUUUUUUUUAACGAUAAGCGUUCUUGCUGGUUGGGCUUGGUGGAUUAGACGGGAGAGCAGGAACUAGAUGUGGAGAGGUGGUGAUGAUUGAGAAGACAGGCACUUGUGUGCAGUUUGGUAAUGCGGGGGAACUUGGCUCAGGAAGAGUCAGCGCAAACGCCAGUUUAUAUUCAUAGCAAUGUAGAAAAGAAACACCC